AGAGCAUCGCCAGAAAGCGCGCCUCGACCAACCUUUCUUUCUUACAUCUUGCGCAAUCGGCGCUAAACGCCAUGGCUGACGCGCAGAAGGACGUGCCGAUCAAGUCGGCGCAGGUCGAGUCGCUUGUGGUGAUGAAGAUAGUAAAGCACUGUUCCUCGAGCUUCCCGACAAUCGCCACGGGGUCUCUUGUGGGCAUGGACAAUAACGGCGUCCUCGAGAUCACGAACGCCUUUCCAUUCCCAAACAUCGAUGUCUUGGGGGCCGACGGCCAUCAGUCCGAUGCAACAAGCCUGGCCGCGGCAGCAGCCCGUGCGAAGGCCAACAUUGCUUACCAGAACGAAAUGAUAAGGCAUCUCAAGGAGGUCAACGUUGAUGCCAACAAUGUUGGCUGGUACACGAGUGCGACGAUGGGCAACUUCAUCAACCUCACCUUCAUCGAGAAUCAGUACCAUUAUCAACGUGAAAACGAUAAAACGGUGGCGCUCGUCCACGACGUGAGCAGGAGCUCCCAAGGUACCCUCAGUUUGCGCGCCUUUAAGCUAUCACCAGAGUUCAUGGUGGCUUAUAAGGAGGGGAAGUUCACGACAGAGAGCCUCCAAAAGUCGAAGUUGACAUUUAGGGAUAUCCUUGUCGAGGUUCCGGUCGUUGUGCACAACACGCACCUUCUCACCUCGUUCCUCCACCAAAUUCCCGCGCCACCCGAGUCGGCUGAAAUUCCACUCCCGGCCUCCCUCGACGACAUCCGGCGCGACCCCGUCAAGCUACCCUCGCACCCAUCGUUCGAUACCUUGGAUCUCUCAAUUGAUCCAUUCCUCGAGAAAACCUGCGACCUACUGCUCGACAGCAUCGAAGCUCAUUACUCGGACUUGAACAACCACCAGUACUACCAGCGCCAGCUCGCCCGUGAGCAGUUCAAGAUCACACAAUGGCAAGCAAAGCGGAAGGCAGAUAAUGCUGCGCGCUUGGCGGCCAAGCAGGAGCCCCUGCCCGAAGACGAGUGGCAGAGACUCUUCAAGCUGCCACAGGAGCCCAGUCGGCUUGAGGGCAUGCUCAACGCUAGGCAAGUUGAGCAAUAUAGCAAGCAGGUGGACGGUUUCACUGCGGCCAUCACCACCAAGAUGUUUGCUGUGAGAGGCAACCUGUUGCCUGAGUGACGAGAGUCCUGGGAUGAAUCUGGCGAGGAUACGACGAAUGAGGUGAGAUGGUUGGGGAUAUUCCGAGUGCAUUAGGUCUGGCGUUCCGGGUUGUCGGCUUGUUUGUUAGCUUGCACUGGUAGUUUCCGGGACGGCCAUGAUGCCAACACUAUUUGUUGGGACCGUAUGCGUUGUUUGCUCUGCCAUGAGCCAUAUCGGGUGGUGUAGUGGCGGGUGGUGUAGUUGGCGAUAUUGAACCAUCGUAGAGAUCAUGAAACCUGGGCUGUUGGCUCACUGAA
This is a messenger RNA of Thermothelomyces thermophilus ATCC 42464, 1432 nucleotides long. RefSeq lists its product as uncharacterized. The record is from RefSeq and is a predicted model, not a curated record. Gene Ontology annotation, molecular function: translation initiation factor activity; metallopeptidase activity; protein binding. The coding region runs from base 72 to 1154 and encodes 360 amino acids. Lineage: Eukaryota; Fungi; Ascomycota; Sordariomycetes; Sordariales; Chaetomiaceae. Gene Ontology annotation, cellular component: cytosol; eukaryotic translation initiation factor 3 complex; eukaryotic 43S preinitiation complex. The transcript has 3 exons.